UUCCUCUCUCUCUCGCUGCAGUGCAGCGAUUGCAUUCAUGGCCUUCAUUGAAAACGAACCAUCAAUGUCUAAAUGAAGGCCUUAUCGUCGUCGUCAAACUCGUCGUAGGACGUAAAAGCAGGCAGAAUAGGCAGCAAUAAAUCCAGAACCGAAGAGCUUCCGAUUCUAUCCGAUUUUGAUAGCCACGAGGAAGCGUUAGUCGCCAUGGGUGGCGAUCCGACGAAAUAUUCGGAGCCGGAGGAGUCCAGGACGGGCGGCAACAGAGAUUUGAACCAAGAUCUGAGUUUUAGGCAAUCUGAGGUAGAGUUCUGGAGCGACAGGGGAGAGAGGAACAACGGCGGUAACGGUAGCUUCGCUUACGCGCAAGGGUGGCAACCGGGGGAGGAAUCGCCGACGUGGAAGAGAAUGAACGAUCAUCUCAUGAACAGAAGCAAUGAGAUUACAUUAGAGAUGGGAUUAGACUUAGACGAACUUAAACGCGACCCGUCCUCAACUCUAAACUCUAGAAAGGUUUCUUUCGAAACCUCCGGCGUGAGUUUCAACACCCAAACGCAACAAAAAGACGGAGGAAUAAAUGAUCAGACCGAUGAUCAGUCGAGACACAUAUCGAACGUGUCGGCUCCUCUAUUCGGAAAAUCGGGUUUGCGACCGGCGUUGAAGAGCACCAAGUCAAGGCUUAUAGACCGGUCAGAGGAAGAGGCACAGUUGAUGUCCGGUUUGUUAGAAAAAUCCGGUCAGCUUAAGUCCGGUAUGCUCGGUAAAGCGUCGGAAAACGAAGAAGAAGACGACCCUUUCACGGACGAUGUUUUGCCUGAUAAAUUCAGGAGAACCAAUCUUAAUGCAUUCACAUGGGUUCAAAUUGUGAGUCUUUUUGUCAUUGUUGCUGCUCUGCUUUGCAGCUUGUUCAUCCCUUCAUUGAAAGUAAUUGACCUAUGGGAGCUUGAGCUAUGGAAAUGGUUAGUGUUCUUGCUGGUUUUGAUCUGUGGAAGAUUGGUUUUGGGUUGGGGAAUCCGAAUCCUCGUUUUCUUCAUCGAGAUGAACUUCUUUUUGAGGAAAAGGAUGUAUUUCGUGUAUGGGUUAAGAAAACCGGUCCAGAAUUGCUUAUGGUUAGCCCUAGUUCUUCUGGCAUGGCGUUUCUUGUUCGACAAGGAAGUCGAGAGGACAAGCGUAUUGCUUCAAUACGUUUCCGAAAUCCUCAUAUGCUUGUUGGUGAGCUCGUUCUUGUGGUUACUCAAGACACUGCUAGUAAAAGUACUGGCUUCAUCUUUUCAUCUCAGUACUUAUUUCGAUAGGAUUCAAGAUACAUUGUUCAACCAAUACGUGAUCGCGACGCUCUCCGGUUCUCCGGUGAUCGAAGUCCAGAGGACGGAAGAGAAAGACGAAAGAACGGCAGCCGAGAUCAGAAGGUUGCAGAAUGCGGGUGCAACCGUGCCUUCGGAUCUUCGCGACAAUGCCUUCCCACAGCAGACUAGUGGGGUGUUGAAGAAAACACUCACCAGGCUCAAAACGCUUACUCAGCAAGAUACGUCGAAGAAAGAGGACGUCGGGAUCGCAUUAGAGCAUGUACAUAAGCUUAAUCAAGAGAACAUCUCGGCUUGGAACAUGAAGAGGUUGAUGAAGAUGGUCCGAUACGGGACGUUGACGACAUUGGACAAGCAAGUGAUGGAACACGAUUCGGUGAAACAGAUCAGAAGUGAACAUGAAGCAACGGCGGCUGCCAAGAAGAUUUUCCACAACGUGGCUCGUCCUGGGUCCAAAUUUAUCUACUUGGAGGAUUUGAUGCGGUUUAUGCGAGAAGACGAAGCUUUGAGGACAAUGGCUACCUUUGAAGACGCUUACGAGCAUGGCAGAAUCAGCAAAAAAUCCUUGAAGAAUUGGGUGUUGAAUGCCUACAGAGAACGGAAAGCCCUGGCUUUGACCCUAAACGACACAAAGACGGCAGUGAACAAGCUUCACAAUAUCAUAAACGUCAUUGUCGGAAUCAUCAUACUCAUAAUAUGGGUUGUCGUUCUGGAAAUCGCUUCCUCAGAGCUCAUCGCGCUCCUCAGUUCCCAGCUGCUCCUCGCAGCCUUCAUCUUCGGCAACACCUGCAGAACGAUCUUCGAAUCCAUAAUCUUCUUGUUCGUCAUUCACCCUUUCGACGUCGGCGAUCGGUGCGAGAUCAACGGAGUGCAGCUUGUGGUGGAAGAGAUGAACAUUUUGACGACCGUUUUCUUGAGAAACGACAACAUGAAGACGACGUUUCCCAACAGCGUUCUCUCGACGACGCCUAUAGGCAACUAUUAUCGAAGUCCAGACAUGAUUGAUCUCAUUGAGUUCGCGGUCCACGUUGCUACUCCGGUGGAAAAGAUUGCUCUCGUUAAGCAAAGAAUAAUCAAUUAUAUCGUUAACCGGAAGGACCAUUGGUGUGCCGAUCCAUUGAUCGUGAUAAAAGAUUUAGACGACUUGAGUCGGAUAAAAUUUUCACUUUUGGCGACUCAUAAAAUGAACUUCCAUGACAUGGGAGAGAGGCUGGAAAGGAGAUCUCGACUGGCCGAAGAAAUGGUGAACAUCUUCAAAGAAUUAGACAUCGAAUACCGUUUGUUGCCCGUUGCCGUUAAUAUCUGCAACCUGCCUAAUUCCUCCCGUUUCCCUUCCACAUGGACCGCGGCCGAAAGUUCCGAUAAGAUCGACUGACGGCGAGAUUGACCCGGAGAUUAUAACAAUUACGGUGAUCGAAUUAAUUGUUGUAACGAUAAGGUUAAAGAUUUUGUCACCAAAAUUAACAUUAACAGUGGAAAUAUGUGCUACUGUAUACAGGGACUACAUCAAACUCCCUCUUCUCCAAAUUCUUUAAAUA
Hibiscus syriacus is the source of this 2839-nucleotide messenger RNA. Its product is annotated as mechanosensitive ion channel protein 8-like. The transcript is spliced from 5 exons. Gene Ontology annotation, cellular component: plasma membrane. Gene Ontology annotation, biological process: transmembrane transport; monoatomic anion transport. The coding region runs from base 205 to 2676 and encodes 823 amino acids. Gene Ontology annotation, molecular function: mechanosensitive monoatomic ion channel activity. Lineage: Eukaryota; Viridiplantae; Streptophyta; Magnoliopsida; Malvales; Malvaceae. The record is from RefSeq and is a predicted model, not a curated record.